ACGUGACCCGCGCGGGCGCCGGGGCGGAGGCGCGCUCACCUGGGCCCACGUGACGGGGCGGGGCCCCGCCUGGCCGAAGACAGCGCUGCCACGCCCCCCUCCCGGGCGGCGCGCCCGGAGCCCGCGGACCCGAGCAGGGGCGGCGGCGGCGGCUGCGGCGGCGGCGGCGGGAGCCCGGGAGGCGGAGGCAGGCGGAGGCGGGCGGAGGGAGGUGGCGGCGGCGCGCGGAGACGCAGUAGCGACAGCGGCAGCAUGUCGGCCGGCGGAGCGCCCGUCCCGCCGCCCCCGAACCCCGCCGUGUCCUUCCCGGCGCCACGGGUCACCCUGCCCGUCGGCCCCGACAUCCUGCGGACCUACUCGGGCGCCUUCGUCUGCCUGGAGAUUGUGCUUGGGGGACUCGUGUGGAUCCUGGUCGCCUCCUCCAAUGUUCCUCUACCUCUGCUGCAAGGAUGGGUCAUGUUCGUGUCUGUGACGGCUUUCAUCUGUUCCCUCCUCUUCCUGGGCGUGUUCCUCUCUGGCGUGGUGACUCAGAUUAAUGCCAAUUGGAACUUCCUGGAUCUCGCUUACCAUUUUACAGUGUUCGUCUUCUACUUUGGAGCCUUCUUGCUGGAAGCAGCUGCCACAUCGCUGCACGAUCUACGUUGCAAUCGAACCGUGGCUGUGCAGCCGCUCUUGAACGAUAACCAGUAUAACAUCAACGUGGCAGCCACAAAAAUGCCUAGAUCAGAGAUGUAUCAGAGAGACAACCAGCAGAAGAAGGGUGGGGAUAAUAGCAGAAUGAUUUUUGCCUUUGUGACGACAGCUUGUUACGGUUGCAGUUUGGGUCUGGCCUUACGACGAUGGCGACCGUAACACCCCUUACAAACUCGCUGCCUGUGUGUUAGUUUCAUUUGUGUACUUUUUAUGUCUCAUCAAUUUGGAUACCAUUUUGUCCAGAUAUAACAACAUCCCCAAAGUAAUUUGUUUAGUAUAUGGAGAGAAUCUUAAGUAUAAGUUUUGGUUCAUUUCAUGGAUGGAAUUUUAAUUUCAGUAUGAUGUUAAACAGAGAAAUAGCCUUUAGUUUUACAUCUGUCUCUUUCUUUUUCUUAUUUUAAAGAAAAUUUCCCUUUACAUCCAUAAAAUACACAGAUAUUGUUCAUGAAAAAAAGGGGUAUCUCUUGUGUUUAGUUACUGAGUCACCUGAACCUUAAUUUUAAUAGGUAACUAAAACUCCUGAAGAAAAACACAUUUCAAAUAAACUUCCCACUGAACUCUGUGUGUUAGUGUAAAACAGAGAUCGACACUCUUUAAAGGUCCAGAUGGUAAAUAUUUUAGGCUUUGUGGGCCAUUCAGUCUCUGUCACAGCUACUCACCUCUGCUGUUACUACGUGAAAGCAGCCGUAGACAGUAAGUAAAUGAGUGAGUGUAGCUGUGUUCCAAUAAAUUUUUAUUUACAAAAACCGGCAGCAGGCUGGAUUUGGCCUGUGGACUGCAGGCUAUCGUUUGCGGACCUCUGGUGUAAAACCUUGGUUAUGGGUUCUGUAUUUUAUGGAACUGAUCCUGAAAGGUAUAAAGCGAAUUAGAGAAGUCACAUAGUAUUUAGUCUCAUGCAGUAAUUACAUUGCCUUUAGGUUAAUGGUCAAAUACUUACCCUUGAAGGGGCUAUAGUUUCUCAAGCUAAUUCAAGCAGAGUCUUGGGUACAGGAAAAAGUAAUUUAUGAGGUGAACCCUAGUUGCUUAAUCCAUCUAAGUGUUUCCUAACAACUGAGCAAAAUGCUCAUCUGGUGUCCUUAAAAUGAGAGCCCCAGAGACCACUAACCACUCCUGGAACUGGUAUCUAGCUCCUGAUGUCUUACUGUGGGUUUAUUUAUGCUUCAAAUGCAGCUGUUUACCCUGUGCAUGAAUAUACAGAUAUUAAUGUGUGGAUAUGUGAGGCUUUAUCCAGUAGAGCUCUCCAAAGGGUGAACUUUUUACUUCUAAUUCUUUUACAUGACUCUGAGUUAAAUUUGAAUAGAGUACGAAAUAUAACUUAAAGUUGUAGAUCCUCACGUGUUUAGAGAACAGUCCUGACAUCUAUUGAAUAUGAGUAGCACAGAAAAGUAUUUGAACCCUCCUCAGAGACCCUGGUCGUGGUAACAUGCCAAAAAUGGCUUGAAGGGGAGAACAAGUUAGAGUUAGGCCCCCAGCUCACACCACCCGUCCAGACAAGAUACUUAUCUCUUGCCUCAAGAGGGCUACCUCUGGGAAAAGAGGGCUUUUGAAUAUUUUAUACUUUCAACCCUUUGCUUUUUGGCUAAAUCAUCCACUACAAGUGCCAUGUAUAAGCUGGGCUGUUAGAUUUCAUGGAACAUAGGACAAUCCUGAAUGAGUAGCGUAAUCAAUGCUCAAUGAUCAAAUCCUGUUUAUGUGAUAAUCCCUUAGAAAGAAGAAUCUGAUUAGGGUUUGGUUUGUGAUGUAACUACAGAGAUAAAAGGUAUAUUUACUAUGCGGCAAGAGGAUAUCAGUCUUGUGACUUUAUACUGAUGUCAUAGCUUUUCUAUAAUAUCCAACUGCCCUGGUUUUUCUAGCUCCAUGCCACACUCUUAACCCUUGAAUUAUGAAUUGUAUAUUACAGAGUCAUAUAUGUGCCAUAAGGAUAUAUUGUCCAUUCCGGCUAGAAUUGUUAAAAGUUAGUCUGCUAGAUUUAGUUGUGAGAUUGUAUUUUUGUUUCCAAGGUAUAACAGGUCCAUGCUUGGUGGCAUUAAAUUAAAUGAUUUCAUGAAACUGCUUUGGUGACACUUUUGUAAAUGGAUUGCUUCUAGAACAUUAAGAACCAAGCCUAAAACUCAUCUAACUGUGAAUACUUAGAAUUGUAAAUUAAUCACGAUCUAGAUUUGUGAGUUGACUGACAAAGCACUUGAACAAAAAUUAUGGCAUUUGAGAAUUUCUUUAUAUAUCUUAGCUGUAAAAAUGAGGAAGCGUUGGUUGGUUUUAAAAUCUGGUUAACUCCAUGAUGAAAAGAAAUUUAUUUUAUAAGUGUUAUGACUCUAAUAAAGUAUUCAUUUGAUAAUC
Messenger RNA from Delphinapterus leucas (beluga whale), 3030 nucleotides. Lineage: Eukaryota; Metazoa; Chordata; Mammalia; Artiodactyla; Monodontidae. The record is from RefSeq and is a predicted model, not a curated record.